Lycium barbarum (goji berry) is the source of this 1584-nucleotide messenger RNA. RefSeq lists its product as uncharacterized. Gene Ontology annotation, biological process: double-strand break repair via homologous recombination. Gene Ontology annotation, cellular component: Shu complex. The transcript is spliced from 6 exons. The record is from RefSeq and is a predicted model, not a curated record. NCBI's taxonomy places the organism in Eukaryota, Viridiplantae, Streptophyta, Magnoliopsida, Solanales, Solanaceae. The coding region runs from base 765 to 1172 and encodes 135 amino acids.
UAUUAGUGGCAGUAAUGGUGGUGGAGGGAAGAAAAUUUUAGUGGUAAAAGAGGAGUGCAGUAAAAUGGGUUAGUGGUGAUGAGGUGACAUGCCACGUGACAUUCACCUUAUCAAAUGUUAGUGUCACAUAGAAUUAGAUGUCCACCUUAGUCAACUUUUACGGUAGAGGAGUAUAUUUGUGCCCAAAGUAUAACAAUAAGGGGUUGUUUGGUUCAAAAACAAAUUACGGUGGGAUAAGUUAUGCUGAGAUUAAUUAUGUUGGGACAAAUUAUGUUGGGAUUAGUUAUUCUGGAGUUAUGUUUUAUUAGUUGUUUGGUAUGUUGAACUAAAAGUAUUAUACAUUGGAUAAUUUCUAAAAAGACAAGGCUUCUUCCUUAUCCCGAGAUAACUUAUCCUGGGAUAAUUUAUUCCACCCUGUGACAGGUAUAAGUUAUUCUAGCACUAUUUUUAGUUCUGAGAUAACUUAUCCCAUGAUUACUAACCAAAUAAGGGAUAAGAAAUUGCUAAAUUGCUAAUGGCUAAAUUCUUAUUCCAAGACUAUUUAUGUUUACCGAACGACCCCUAAAGAUAUAUUUGGAUCAAAGUAUAUUUAGACCAAAAUAUAACACAGGAUAUAUUUGACCCUUUUCCAAUAGUCCAGAAUAUAUUUGGCCUUUUUCCCUAAAGUAAAAUAGAGUGAAAUAAACCCUUUGUAUCGUUAUGCUUGUUGGUGUUUUGAGUUCCUUCUCCACUCGCCCAGGCUCCUUUUCUUUUGGGUUUUGAGAAUGAGCACUAUUACUGCUAGUGCAUUAGUUGCGGAGAAAGUGUGGAAAGAUAUCCAAUCAACUCAUUCAGUGAGCAAUGAGCAACUCUCCAUAUUGCAUUUGUUGUUUGGGAAAAAUUUGGAGCGAGCAACGAGAAUAGUUGAUCAAAGAGGUGUCAAGAGGAUGUUGGGUGAGCCCAGUGGCCGUUCCAUCUUUCAGGUUGUAGGAGAGUCAAAGAGGAAGGAGGAAUAUUUAUGCUUUGCCUCAGAUUAUUGUGGUUGUUAUUCCUUCUUCUAUGACAUUGUAAACAGAGGGGAGCAGCUUUGUUGUAAGCAUCAAUUAGCUGCGAGACUUUCUUCUUCCUUGGGAACAUGUAUUGAUGUUAACAUGUCUGACCAUGACCUUGCUCUCAUCCUCUCCCAACUUUGAAUCUCCUUCCAGGUUGAAGCAGCAUCUUGUCCUACCAGAAAUCCAACGAUCAUAUGCUUUUAUAGAUCUCAAUGAUGAAGAUUUGGACUUUGGAACUACUGCUUUGUUGUUUAGAGGACUUAUUCUUUGGGAACUUACAACAAAGUAAUCAUAUUAAACCUAAUUCUCUGCAUUGCACCUGGUGUACUUUAACUAUGUUGCCAAAGGGGGAUCGGUAUCUGAUCUCAUUUGUUUGGUUGAUGUACGUAGUAAAGAAAACAUCUGGUGAUAUCAUUGUUUCAGAAACAUCUAAAGCUGUAAUAGUUCAGAAAAUUAUUCUUGUUCUAGUAUACUUAAAUAUUAUCAGAUGAGGAAACCACUUAGUACUGCUUUCAAAGAAAAGAGUACCAGAUACAAUCAUAUGUUUCAGUAA